AUGUGCAAUACCAAAAUAGAGCUUGUGUACAGUAUUCGGGUUUCCUGCCAGCAAGUCUGCAGCAUGGAAGGACUCAACUCCUCUGUCGUCCCGUCUAACAUCUCCUCUGAUGGACAUCCACCUCUUGCCACCUGGGUCUCCACUAGGCUGAUCCCUGCAUUGGUGCUGUCCCUCUGCUUCCUGCUCGGAGUACCUGGAAACAUCGCUGUGAUCAUCCUCAGACCAAACUGGCAGCACCUGUCCAGUCUGAGCCAGAGUUUGAUGCUGAAUUUGGCCAUAUCAGAUCUGCUCUGCCUGGUCACCCUGCCCCUGUGGAUUUACACUUUGCUGUACAACUGGACCUUGGGCCUGGUGACCUGUAAGCUCUUGACAUAUGUGAUGUACUGCAGCCUUUAUGGCAGCCUGCUGACGGUGACGGCGCUGAGUGUCCAGCGCUACCUACAGGUGGUGAAGCUGCAGAAAAUCUUCAGUCAGGUUGGAAGGAAGAGGAUGCUGGUCCUCCUGUGGCUGACUGCGAUGAUCCUGUCCGUCCCUUCUUUAGUGAUUCGACAGCUGAUCACCGAAGACCACUUGAUCACCUGUGGUCCUCACUACUCCUCCCCGGGCCAGCAGGUGGCUGUGCUGCUGAUAGAGUCUCUGCCGGGGUUUGUUUCAAUAAUUGUUGUGGGAUUUUCAUACAUCAGCCUCCACAUAAAAGUAAACGAGGCAGCGCUCUUCAACAACCCACAGACGACCCGUCUGGUCACAAGUAUCAUCGUGACCUUUUUUGUGCUAUGGAUGCCGUAUCACAUCACAAAUAUGCUCAUUGUUGGAGCUAUUUCACGCAACGAUGACAACAUGUUGAAGUCUGGUAUGUACAUCCAAAGCAUUGUUGGAGCACUUGUUUUUGUAAAUAGCUUCAUGAAUCCACUCCUUUAUGCAUUUGCUUCUGGAAACAUGUGCACUGUGUGCAAAAAAAGGGAACAUGGAUACUGUUGUUAAUAAAGAAGCUCCCAUGUUGUAAGUCUUAUUGCAGAAUAAACUACAGGAAAGAGUGCAGAACUUUGAUGACGAUAGUGAAGAUUGAGAAAUUUUUGAAUUGUGUGUAUCCGCUUACCUUAACAACAUUGGGGGAACCGCACAUGCCCAUCUCGAACAAACUAAAACCUUUGUAUUAUUUGCUACUCUGCAAUUUAAAUGAUGAAAUCCAAAAGGUGCAGAAAGUUUUACUGAAAUACUUUCAGAUCCUUUAAAUAUACUAAAGACGUGUUUCUUCACUCCUCUUUGUGUUUUGUCGUUCUGUAUUAUCAGUGAUGAAAAUAAAUUCCGACUUGCAACCUUUAUCACUCACGUGAUCGAGUUCCUUUUAAUUCCGUG
Messenger RNA from Pungitius pungitius (ninespine stickleback), 1356 nucleotides. Its product is annotated as leukotriene B4 receptor 1-like. The transcript has 2 exons. The coding region runs from base 1 to 981 and encodes 326 amino acids. Lineage: Eukaryota; Metazoa; Chordata; Actinopteri; Perciformes; Gasterosteidae. Gene Ontology annotation, biological process: calcium-mediated signaling; cell chemotaxis; G protein-coupled receptor signaling pathway. Gene Ontology annotation, molecular function: C-C chemokine receptor activity; C-C chemokine binding. Gene Ontology annotation, cellular component: membrane; external side of plasma membrane. The record is from RefSeq and is a predicted model, not a curated record.